This is a messenger RNA of Salvia splendens (bonfire salvia), 1370 nucleotides long. RefSeq lists its product as uncharacterized. NCBI's taxonomy places the organism in Eukaryota, Viridiplantae, Streptophyta, Magnoliopsida, Lamiales, Lamiaceae. The coding region runs from base 122 to 1231 and encodes 369 amino acids. The transcript is spliced from 9 exons. Gene Ontology annotation, molecular function: metalloendopeptidase activity. The record is from RefSeq and is a predicted model, not a curated record. Gene Ontology annotation, biological process: CAAX-box protein processing. Gene Ontology annotation, cellular component: membrane.
UCUUCUCAUCAAUCAAUCAUCACAAAUCCCAAAUAUCUAAUCUCUUCUCUCAUCACUCUCACAAUUUCCAUUCUAUCAUGCUCAGCGUCAAUCCUCUGCCGCAGUUGAUUUGAUAUCAACUAUGGAAAUAUCGCUGACCUCGGUCGCCCCGAGACCGCCGGCGACGGCGUGUCGUUGGGGCCGCGGCGGUGGUUGUUUGAGCGGGCGUAUCGUUAUGAGGAGGACGAGGUUUGGGGUGGUGAUGGCGAAGGUUAAUGGCGGCGGCGGAGAAGUGGUGGAGGGUGGGGAUAGAAAGAGUGGUGGAGGACGAGGAGGGUACACGGUGCCGGCUAUGGAGGUGACUACAUUUAACCAGAGCUACAAUGAUUCAGCUGCUGCGGACUUGCUCGUGUGGGAGAAGAUUGGAGCUAUUGUGCGCCUUGGAUAUGGAAUCGGAAUAUAUGGUGCAAUGGCUUUGGCCGGGCGGUUUAUAUGCUCCAUAUCUGGGAUUGAUUGCAGUGGAGGAUUCAAUCUAACGUUAAACGCCAUCGUUGAAGGAUUGGGAUAUGCAGCUCCUCCAAUUAUGGCCCUUCUCUUCAUACUAGAUGAUGAAGUUGUUAAGCUGUCUCCUCAUGCUCGUGCAAUCAGAGAUGUGGAGGACGAGGAACUACGGGGCUUCUUCUAUGGAAUGUCACCAUGGCAGUUUAUGCUCAUUGUUGCGGCAAGUUCUGUAGGAGAGGAGCUCUUUUAUCGUGCUGCCGUUCAGGGAGCAGUAGCAGAAAUAUUUCUCAAGAGCGGUGAUUUGAUUAGUAAUGCCCGAGGAAUGGCUUCAUUGGCUGGUGUGCUGCCUCCAUUCGUCCCAUUUGCACAAGCAUUUGCUGCUGUCAUCACGGCUGCUCUUACUGGUUCUCUUUAUUACAUGGCUGCCUCUCCUAAAGACCCUACAUAUGUAGUUGCACCAGUACUGAUGUCACGCUCUGGUCGUGAAGAUCUGAAAAAGCUCUUUGCUGCCUGGUACGAAAGGAGGCAAAUGAAGAAGAUAUACUCUCCUCUCUUAGAGGCACUUCUGGCGCUGUAUCUCGGAUUCGAAUGGAUCCAAACAGACAACAUUCUGGCACCUAUUUUAACACAUGGAAUAUACUCGUCUGUGGUUCUAGGCCAUGGCCUCUGGAAGAUACACGACCAUCAACGGAGACUACGCGAGAGAGUUCACAAGCUCAAAGCUCAAGGAAAAUCUUCGAGGAAGUUGUGAAGAUAGAGCUCCAACUUGUACAGAAUAGUGUUCCACGACAUAAAAGUCUUGAAAUGAAUCAUAUACUUGGCUUUGUAGAGGCAUAUAUAGGGCGAAUACAUUGAGAAAUUAGGAAAAUCAGCUUUUGAUUCUCUCUUCA